CUGGCCUGGUUCUUUCUAUCUGCUCUACCUCAGUGAGCACGACUAAACUGAGCUUCAGCAGCAAUGUCAGGGCAGCGAGUGUGUGUGUCCGACUUUGAGGUGGAAGCCAGAAAGGUUCUUCCUAAAGCUGUCUAUGACUACUACAGUUCUGGAGCAGAGGAGCAGAUCACACUGGCUGACAAUGUGGCGGCUUUCAAAAGGUGGCGCCUGAUCCCUCGGGUGUUGAGGGACGUUUCCAGUGUGGAUCUGAGUGUGUCGGUGUUGGGCCACAAGCUCGACAUGCCCCUGUGUGUUGCAGCCACCGCUAUGCAGAGGAUGGCUCAUCCAGACGGCGAGACAGCGACUGCAAGAGCGUGCCAAGCAGUGGGGACGGGGAUGAUGCUGAGCUCAUGGGCCACCUCCACAAUCGAGGAAGUGAUGUCAGCCAUGACCACUUCGCCAGGCGUGGGUGGGGUGCUGUGGCUGCAGCUUUACAUCUACAAGGACAGAGAACUCACGCUCUCGUUGGUCCGCCGAGCAGAGGAGGCGGGUUACAAGGCCAUCUUCGUCACCGUGGAUACGCCGUACCUGGGUAGGAGGCUGGAGGACAUGAGGAACUGCUUUAAACUGCCCUCACAUCUGAGAUUGUCAAACUUCUCAACAGACUCCUUGGCUUUCUCAGAAGGAGACUACGGCAGUGAUAGCGGCUUGGCUGUAUAUGUAGCAAAAGCCAUCGAUCCCUCCCUCUGCUGGGAUGACAUAACCUGGCUGAAGAAAAACACACACUUGCCUGUGAUUGUGAAAGGAGUGCUAACUGGGGAGGAUGCUGCCAGGGCUGUGAACUAUGGUGUUGAUGGCAUAUUGGUUUCCAAUCAUGGAGCUCGACAGCUGGAUGGGGUUCCUGCCACGCUUGACGUGUUGGAAGAGGUCGUGGGGGCGGUAAAAGGUAGAUGCGAUGUCUACCUGGAUGGUGGAGUGAGACGAGGGACCGACGUCCUGAAGGCGCUCGCCUUGGGAGCGAAAGCCGUCUUCAUUGGUCGGCCUGUGCUGUGGGGUCUCUCCUGUCAGGGAGAACAAGGUGUUAUUGCAGUUCUGCAACUUCUUAAAGAUGAGCUGAAACUAGCGAUGGGCUUAGCAGGUUGUCGCUCCCUAUCGGAGGUGAGCAGAUCCUUGGUGAGAAGAGUAGAGGUCACGUCAAGAAUUUAACACCAUGGCUGCAUAACUGCUCUCUUGAUUUUGAAAUAUAAGUCGAGUCAUUGCUGAAGGUACGAGAAAUGUCUUCUGCGUAUUGCUCCUCUUCACAUCGAUCCUAUUCAUGUCACCCCAAUGCAGAUUAUAUAUGUAAAAUUCAUAUCUACCGUAAUUUUCGGACUAUAAGUCGCACCGGAGUAUAAAUUGCACCAGCCAUAAAAUGCCCAAAAAAAGUGAAAAAAAACAUAUAUAUGUAUAUAAG
Molecule: messenger RNA, 1432 nt
Organism: Syngnathus typhle (broad-nosed pipefish)
Lineage: Eukaryota; Metazoa; Chordata; Actinopteri; Syngnathiformes; Syngnathidae
Gene: hao1
Product: hydroxyacid oxidase (glycolate oxidase) 1
Exons: 8
Coding region: 64-1185 (373 amino acids)
Molecular function (GO): FMN binding; oxidoreductase activity
Source: RefSeq, a predicted model, not a curated record